AUGGGGAGGGGGGGCCGGGGGAAACAAGUUCCCCGGCCAGCACCACAGACCACUCCGAUUCCUCCCGCGCCCCUCCUCCGCGGGAAGGGGGAGGCUAACACGGAGAAAAGGGGGAAAACAAGUUCCCCAGCCAGCCCCACCGCCCCAUCCCUCGCAGGCGUUCCCCCCACCUACCAUCAGGAAGGGCAGCCCAGAGCGUGGAAGGCGGCAGAAAAGGGGGGAAAUCCCCCCUUAGCCGGCCCCCACCCGCCCCAGCCACCAACAGACUCCCGCGGGGUCCGCGAUCGGGCGGAGAAGCCGAAGGGAUGGGUGGGGGUGGAGAGUGCCGAGCCCCCGAAACCAAACAAAGCGCGGCCUGAGCGAGAGCCCGGGCGAGUGGGGAAGCCGCGGCUUUUCCUGCCGGCUGGGGCCCGGCCCGGGCUGACACUGCGGCACCGGGGGGACCCGCCUCCGCGCAGCCCCCCUCGCCCACCCCCCGGGCGCUCAGGCCCCCGCCCGCCCGCAGUGCCCGGGCCGCGGGCGGCCCGGAGAGCGCGGCCUUACCCCGCUCGCCGGCGUUGUUCCGCUCUUGGGGCAGCGGCGGAGGCGGCGGUGGCGGCGGCGGAGGCUGCUGCUGCGGCGGCGGCGGCGGCUGCUGCUGCUGCGGCGGCGGCUGCUGCUGCUGGGGCGGCUGCGGCGGCGGCUGCUGCGGGGGCUGCUGCUGCUGUUGCUGCACCGGGCGCGGCCGCGACACUCGCCUGGGUCUCCGGUUGGCGGCUCGGACGGAGUUCAAUUCCCCGGACUUAG
Molecule: messenger RNA, 786 nt
Organism: Oryctolagus cuniculus (rabbit)
Lineage: Eukaryota; Metazoa; Chordata; Mammalia; Lagomorpha; Leporidae
Source: RefSeq, a predicted model, not a curated record